AAAGAGGUUGUUAUCCUGCUACUUGACCAUGGGGCCGAUGUCAACACAGUGGGUGGAAGCUACGGUGUCGCGCUCCAGGCGUCCGCAUAUCAGGGAAAUACGGAGGUCGAUGGUCUGCUGCUGGACCAUGGCGCAGACAUCAAUUCUCGAGGUGGGCGAUACGGCAGUGUACUUCGAGCAGCUUUCCAAGAAGGCCAAAGAGAAGUACUAGAUGUGUUGGUUAAU
Mytilinidion resinicola is the source of this 225-nucleotide messenger RNA. RefSeq lists its product as uncharacterized. NCBI's taxonomy places the organism in Eukaryota, Fungi, Ascomycota, Dothideomycetes, Mytilinidiales, Mytilinidiaceae. The annotation marks the transcript as partial. Gene Ontology annotation, molecular function: protein binding. The record is from RefSeq and is a predicted model, not a curated record. The transcript has a single exon.